Messenger RNA from Zymoseptoria tritici IPO323, 1029 nucleotides. RefSeq lists its product as uncharacterized. NCBI's taxonomy places the organism in Eukaryota, Fungi, Ascomycota, Dothideomycetes, Mycosphaerellales, Mycosphaerellaceae. The record is from RefSeq and is a predicted model, not a curated record. The transcript is spliced from 5 exons. Gene Ontology annotation, cellular component: endoplasmic reticulum membrane; Golgi membrane. Gene Ontology annotation, biological process: transmembrane transport. Gene Ontology annotation, molecular function: UDP-N-acetylglucosamine transmembrane transporter activity. The coding region runs from base 1 to 1029 and encodes 342 amino acids.
AUGCUGGGGCCGUUGACCACCACGGCGCUGAUAUUCGGUGGAUGCUGCACGAAUGUUUUCGCACUCGAAGGGAUCCUCAAGCUCGAAUCGAGUAGUGGCUUGAUCAUCACCUUUCUGCAGUUCGUCUUCACGGCCCUCAGCUCGUACCCGACCCAAUUCGAACCCGGAGCACCCUACACUCUUCGCCGCACAAAGGUCCCUGCGUCGAGAUGGGCCUUCAUAGCGUUCAUGUUCUUCGCCAUCAACAUGCUGAACAACUGGGCGUUUGCGUAUAACAUCAGCAUACCGGUGCAUAUCAUCCUCCGCAGUUUCGGUAGCGUCACGACUAUGCUGGCGGGGUUCAUCCGUGGCAAGCGCUACAGUCCGUUGCAGAUUUUGAGCGUUGUACUUCUGACUGUGGGCGUACUCGUCAGUGCUUGGGCCGACUCGGAAAGCAAGGGAAAGUCAAUGUCUGUGGAGAGCUCCGCUUCGACCUCCGACUUCACGACCGGCCUCGCCAUACUUUUGCUCGCCCAAGUCUUCUCCGCGUACAUGGGCGCGUACACCGAAGACACGUACUCCGAAUUCAACGCUAGCUGGACCGAGAACUUGUUCUAUUCGCAUCUCUUCAGCCUGCCAUUCUACCUGCCUUUUGCGGCGACGCUACGCAAGCAGUACCGGACGCUGUCCAAGACGCCCCCACUCGAGCUCGAGCCGCUGUGCGCCUUCGCCGAAUCCAUGCCACAAGGCACACUGUUCCUCUUCAUCAACGCCGUGACACAGCUAGCUUGCAUUUCUGGGGUCAACUUGCUGUCGGCAAAGUCGUCCGCGGUCACGGUGACGAUUGUGUUGAACAUUCGCAAAUUGGUGUCAUUCAUACUGAGCACGCUGCUUUUCGGGCAUCAUCUCAAUUCCAAGAUGAUUCUUGGUUCCACCAUGGUAUUUGGUUCCGGAGCGCUCUACGGGUGGGAGACAAGUUGGCGUCUUCCGAGGAAGAACAGCAAGGCCAAGAAGUCGGAAACGCAAUCGGUUUCACGAGAGCAGAAGUAA